UGACGGCCUUAAUAAACUGUGUUAUAAUAUCAGCCUUUUUCAGAAGAGGAAAACAAAUGCAUUUGUUCCUGAGAGUCUGAUUAAAACGACAACAAAGACCUGGAAAAUAAGUUCGUUUCGUUCCUCCCGCUGUUUCCCCACCCCCCCAAAUUCCUGAUCGUCUGAGAGGAGGCGUCAGACCCGAGGAAGCGGAGAAAAGUCCAUCUUGAGUUUUAGCCACAUUUCCUGAGAAAGUAGCCAGCGGCCAGCUCAUGACGAACGUGAUUUGUCGACACCCAGAAACUGGGAAGUGGCCUCGCCGCCGGGAGCCUUGACUGGCUGCAGCGCAGUCCUCCGAGUUUAUCGCAUGAACUUUCAGCUGAGAGGAAAGGCUUUCGUCCUGCGCCUUACUGCAGCUCGCCUUUUGUGUCGUGGUUAAUCGUCUCAGUCUGCGCUCAGAGGCAGCCCGAGGGAUGGAGGUCCUGGACAGCGGUGAGCCGUUUAUACAGUGGGACAGAAAUCUCAGCGAGCUGUCGGAGCCCUACGACAACGAAAAUGUGCUGUACAGCACGCACUUCACUGAGCUCCUCGAUGACCUGUCCCAGGAGGCGUUACUGGGCCAGCUGCUGAGUGACCCGUUCCUUUCAGGGAGGGGUGAAGCAAUGGAUACUGAGGAGGAGCUGAUCCCCCCAUCUCCAGUGCAGCCGCAUAUCCAGGCUGAACACAGCUACUCCCUGAGUGGUGACUCUCGCCCACAGUCUCCUAUGUCACACCUGCCUGGAGAUACAGGCAGUAAGUCUGGAGACUCAGACGGUGAGGAGUGGCCAGCUGAGCAGGAAGAGAAGCGGCUAAAGAUGGAGCCUCUGCUUUGCGAGUCUCCAAAUCUACUGCCCACUCUGACCCUCAGUUUGUCCCCUGAGGACUCUUCCAUCGAGCCAGAGACCAUAUCCACAGGACCGGCUUUAACACACACCCUCCCUCAGACCACACAGGCCAGUGUAGGCAAGAUAAAGGAGGAUGGUGAGGGCUUUAGCCCACAGAUUAAGCUGGAGCCACAUGAGGUGGAUCAGUUCCUCAAUCUCUCUCCUAAAGAACUGGAAGCUCUCCAGAUGCCCCCAACUCCCCCAAGUUCUCAUGGCAGUGACACAGAAGGCAGUCAGAGCCCCGUACAUCCCUGCCCCCCUGCCAGCCCCACACAGACCCCUGCAGUCCUUAAGGUCGCACCACGUGCCCCCAACUCGCUCUCAAACUCACCCCUGCUUACUGCUCCACAUAAACUGCAGGGCUCUGGGCCUCUCCUGCUGACAGAGGAAGAAAGACGAACUCUGAUUGCAGAGGGAUACCCUGUCCCCACUAAACUGCCUCUGUCCAAGUCUGAGGAGAAGGCCCUCAAAAAGAUCCGCAGAAAGAUCAAGAACAAAAUUUCUGCUCAGGAAAGCCGCAGAAAGAAGAAAGAGUAUAUGGAUGCCCUUGAGAAAAAGGUGGAGACAUGCUCUAAUGAGAACAGCGAGUUGCGCAGGAAAGUUGAGACUCUAGAAAGUACCAACAAGUCUCUGUUGCAGCAGCUGCACUCUCUUCAGGCUGUGGUUGCAGGAAAGGUCCCUCGUUCUUGCAGAAUGGCCAGCACUCAGACCUCCACAUGCCUCAUGGUUGUGGUGUUGUGUUUUGCUGUGUUCCUGGGCAGCUUUUACCAGGGCCUGAGUCCCUGUUCAUCCAUCACAAAAACUGACCUGUCCAGAGACCUCACGAUACAAGAAUCCUACACUACUACAGUGAAGUCCAGGACCUUGCUAGUGUAUGAGGAUCAAAGGGGGAGUGAUGAGUUACAUCCCUCCGGACUUGGUGGAGAGUAUCCUGAAUGGGACACUCAAGUAAAUGUCAUGGCAGCGUGGCGUCUGGACCAGCAGCACAGGCCCAAACAGGCCGAGUUGCAGGCGGCAGAACUCCACCCACCUUUUAUUCAGAACAAUGGAACAAACACACAAAAGCCCCUUCUCAUAGACCUGCACGCACACAGGUCAGUGGAGCAGCAGUCAAAUGAGAGCCCAAAAGUCAUUGAGCUGGAGAGGACAGUGAAUGAACCAUCAUGAGGCUGGCUGGUCCUCCUCAAGCCCAGCUCCAUUCAGACCCCAGCCUUUUCUGUAUUUAUAGACCUACUUUAAGUAUUGUUCCAAAUACAUAUUUUUCUUUCUUUUUUAGGAAAAAAAAAGCAAAAGAGACAUUUGUAUUCCUUCCUACCAAUGGACAUUGGAGUUUGAUACUAUAUUUUAUGCAUAUUCUUCUGUUUUAGUGUUUUUUCUCCUCUUUUAUAUACUGUACAUAGCUAUUAGUGUUUCCAUUGUGUUUUUGGCUAUUUUUCCCAUGCUACUGAGAGAGGUGUUUCUUUAGACUGUAUUAAUGGCAGUAUACCACAAAACAGGAGGGUCUGUAUUCAUAUAGAAAAUAUCUUCUUUCACUUUCUCACACAGUCACUAUAUACUAAGAAACUGAAAGUCAAAGCAUGAAAUAUUAAUUUUUUACAUUUGGAAUAAUACAGACUCUAAACAGCUUUUACUGUGUGCCACCUUUGAAGGUUGGAUGAUAGUAUCUAAAUACUAUCCAAAACACAGAAGUUCUUUAACUUAACGAUAUUUUGCACUGAGACGGGUUGGGCUGCAUGAUCAAUCGUAUUUUAUCAUUAUUGUGAUAUUAUUUUCCACAAUAAACAUAUUAAGAGCUCCA
Molecule: messenger RNA, 2700 nt
Organism: Pygocentrus nattereri (red-bellied piranha)
Lineage: Eukaryota; Metazoa; Chordata; Actinopteri; Characiformes; Serrasalmidae
Gene: creb3l2
Product: cAMP responsive element binding protein 3-like 2
Exons: 12
Coding region: 453-2069 (538 amino acids)
Biological process (GO): regulation of transcription by RNA polymerase II
Molecular function (GO): DNA-binding transcription factor activity, RNA polymerase II-specific; cAMP response element binding
Source: RefSeq, a predicted model, not a curated record